Messenger RNA from Carlito syrichta (Philippine tarsier), 2847 nucleotides. It is a transcript of the gene UBTD2, whose product is annotated as ubiquitin domain containing 2. The coding region runs from base 59 to 631 and encodes 190 amino acids. The transcript is spliced from 2 exons. Gene Ontology annotation, molecular function: protein binding. The record is from RefSeq and is a predicted model, not a curated record. NCBI's taxonomy places the organism in Eukaryota, Metazoa, Chordata, Mammalia, Primates, Tarsiidae.
UCUAGGUCGUAACCAGCCUUUGAAAAAGGAGAAACCAAAAUGGAAAAGCGAUUAUCCUAUGACAGAUGGACAACUACGCAGCAAGAGGGAUGAAUUUUGGGAUACUGCACCGGCUUUUGAAGGCCGUAAAGAGAUCUGGGAUGCCCUGAAGGCUGCGGCACAUGCCUUUGAGAGCAACGAUCACGAACUGGCACAAGCAAUCAUUGAUGGUGCAAACAUAACAUUACCACAUGGUGCACUCACAGAGUGCUAUGACGAGCUGGGGAGCAGGUACCAGCUUCCCGUCUACUGCUUGGCGCCACCCAUCAACAUGGUUGAGGAAAAGAGCGACAUGGAGACCCUGGACAUCCCUGAGCCAGCGCCCACCUCAGGGUACGAGUGUCAGCUGCGCCUGCGCCUCUCCACGGGCAAAGACCUGAAGCUGGCGGUGCGCAGCACAGACACAGUGUUCCACAUGAAGCGGCGGCUGCAUGCGGCCGAGGGCGUGGAGCCGGGCAGCCAGCGCUGGUUCUUCUCGGGUCGGCCCCUCACCGACAAGAUGAAGUUCGAGGAGCUGAAGAUCCCCAAGGACUACGUGGUGCAGGUGAUCGUGAGCCAGCCACUGCAGAGCCCCACACCCGUGGAGAACUGACCAGCCCUGCUGGGUCACCAGGUCUUUGGGGCCUGCUGUCACUUCUGCUCUGCAGCUGAAAUUUACUUUCACUGCUCUGAAUUCCCAAUGAAUGAACUUUGUUCUGAGGAAUUACCAGUGAAAAAUUCCAUCUGUGAUGGAGACCAACGAAAUAAUAAAACAAAGAGCCAGCCUUGAGACUCAUGUAAUUACAAGUCUAAUUUGAGAGGCAGUUAAGAAAUAGAUAACCAAUUGUUUUAAAACACUCAACAACUCUGUAAUGGCUGUAUUUAAAUGAUCUGGACUAUAAAUGGAGCAUUGCAUCCGUGAAGAACAGCACCAAGCACCUUUUGAAUAUGGAAUUUAAAAAAAAAUAUAUAUAUAUAUAUCAAAUUAUAUAAUUUCCAGAAACCAUACGUAACAGUUAUAAAAUUUAAGCUUUUUUUUAAAAAUGGAAACUGAAAAGAGCAGUAUUUGAAGCUUGCUUCUAUUCUGGUUUUUAUUCUUAGCCCGAUUACUAUUUCGCCAUAAAGGAGCAGAGACUGGCGCGUUAUGCUCUUGUGUCACCACUCUGUCCCUACAUUGCGCUCCUUACUAUAUGCGCACUCAACGUUGGUGCCUUCCAGCACGUGGGUGGCAGGCACCCUUCUCAAACACUAGGCAAUAACUUGGUACAGCCAGAUCUCUGAUAGUCAGUUCAUCCUCAGCUGAAAAGUCUCUUGUCCUCUUGCUGCAUAGGUGGUUUGAAAGAUCUAUAUAACGAGGCUUUUUUCCUACCCUGGCUGAGGUCACUGCUGUUUAAUACCUUCAUUGAUCUGCUGUGCUUGGGACUUUUCAUAGCUAACUAUGACCCAAACACCUGGUUCCUGGGCCAGGAAGCCACAAUGAAGUACAGCUGUUCCCACUACAGGAUAGUAAAAUAAUUGAUCUCUUCACUUGGCAGGGAGUGGUAAGGAGAACCCAUUCUAUCUGUGCCUAGGAGAACUGUGCCUAUUUUCAGUCUUUCAGAGACAAUUUCAACUCAAAAUGUACAAGUGUGAAAGGUUUACUGGUAUCACUUCAACAUCAGCAGUGAGACCACAUAAUGAAAUCUUGCUGUAUACCUUAGUGCUUUCCAGUUCACGUUACCUCUAGUCCAGGUGGUGACGGUUUCCCUCCUGCAUCUUUCCUAGCAAGCAAAGUAAGAACCAUGUGAAAUUAGGUUAGGGACUGAACGAUUUGGUGAGAUUACCUGAUCCUUCUGUACUAUGACUGGAGUAAAGCUGAAAAGACUUAUGUUUAACUUGGAGCCUUUCAAACGUUGUUUCCAUAAGUGACAAGGGGGCUAAUGUGACCACUGUGCCCCAAGAAUCUAUGAGAUGCAAAGGGAAAGGCAAGAAGGCACUUAGGCUGAUCUCAGUUAGGAAACAGCCCUCCAUGCCUAUUCAGAUGUGAAGCACCAUUAUUAAUUUUAAUGACAAGAUGAAACUUAAUUAGCUUAAAUGUAAUGUUUAAGAUGGUACUCAAUUUCCUAUAGCCUAUUAAAUAUAUCUGUAAUUGUAACUUACGUUUCUGAGAGCUUUAACUUCUUCCCUAUUUUUAUUUUAUUGCAAUCAUUUUAAAGAUUGCGGUUAUAUCUAAUUUAGGUUUACUGAUUAUUGAAUCCAAAUUCAAAAUAAGAUAGCAGCAUUAAUUCCAAAGGAGAAUUUUUAUGUUUAGUGGUGAAGAUAUGAGGGUAGUUCAGUAUAUUGCUCCCAUCAUCAAAAAGUUUUUGUUUAUUUGUGUCCCAGAUUGAAUAGCAGCAUCUCUCAGAAUUUGUCAACUGGAAAAGAAAAAGCCUAUUUUUUCGUAAGGAAAAUUGAUGAUGUCAUCAGUAUCUAUGACUAGGAAAAGGUCUUGUUUGUUUGUUAAGGAUUUGCGCUCUCUUUAAGAGUUUAUUUUCUUUUAAAGGAACAUACACUUUGAAUAACAAUUCUCUGGGCAUGUUUAACUAAUCUAGGUGAGGAAACCAUGGUGCUGUUUAAUUGUAAAUAGAUUGAUAGAAGAUUGGACCAAUACUUGAUGUGUAUAAUUUUAGUAUGUAGGGAUUUUGUGCUUUUUUAAAAAAAAAAGUUCAAUUUUCUCUUUGUCUUUGCCUUUAUUCUGGGUUUUUAAUUGUUAUUCUCUAUAUAAGGGAAAUCUGCCUCAUUCUAAUGAGAAGUGUGAAGGCUUUCCCCCUUUUUAAAACCUCAGCUCAAUAAAUAAGAAGUUCAUUAUCA